Molecule: messenger RNA, 354 nt
Organism: Fukomys damarensis (Damara mole-rat)
Lineage: Eukaryota; Metazoa; Chordata; Mammalia; Rodentia; Bathyergidae
Product: cytochrome c oxidase subunit 8A, mitochondrial
Exons: 2
Coding region: 89-292 (67 amino acids)
Biological process (GO): mitochondrial electron transport, cytochrome c to oxygen
Cellular component (GO): mitochondrion
Source: RefSeq, a predicted model, not a curated record
CGCCUUCUCAGCUCCAGAACUUCCGGCGAGCUCAGACAUCUUGCCUUCCUGACCUUGGGCUCGGGCUGGCUGUGUAGUUUGUACAGUCAUGUCGUUUUUGACGCCGGGGUUGCUGAAGGGUUUGACAGGCCCGGCCCGGAGGCUCCCCGUGCCGCGUGCCCACAUCCAUUCCAAGCCACCGCGGGAGCAGCUCGGGACCAUGGAUGUCGUCGUUGGGCUUACCACCUGCUUCCUGUGUUUCCUCCUGCCAUCGGGCUGGGUCCUGUCACACCUGGAGAGCUACAAGAAGUGAGAGUGAAGGGGGCUGCUUUCCCUUCCCUGUAACCUGACCAUUCCGCUGACCCAUCCAGAUCA